Molecule: messenger RNA, 3102 nt
Organism: Naumovozyma dairenensis CBS 421
Lineage: Eukaryota; Fungi; Ascomycota; Saccharomycetes; Saccharomycetales; Saccharomycetaceae
Gene: UME6
Product: DNA-binding transcriptional regulator UME6
Exons: 1
Coding region: 1-3102 (1033 amino acids)
Biological process (GO): regulation of DNA-templated transcription
Molecular function (GO): zinc ion binding; DNA-binding transcription factor activity, RNA polymerase II-specific
Source: RefSeq, a predicted model, not a curated record
AUGGUUGAAGAUUUAUCACAUAAUCGGGACGAGAUCUCUUCGGUUAAUAACCCAAAACUUGGAUUAGCCGCCACCGCCGCUUUGCUCACUACCACCGAUAACGAUAACAGUAACAAUCUUAAGAACAGUAAGAGGAACAGUAAAGGAAACAAUGACAAGAUGGAUAAGGAUGCAAAUACUACUGAAGCUCAAACUAAUAAGACUGAUAUAACUGAAAUUAGUGCUGCCACCACCACCACUACUAUUACUACAACUGACUCUGGCAAUAUCCCCAUGGAGGAACAACAACAACUUUCUCAUUUGCCGCCGCCGCACUCUGCAAAUUUAAACAGCGCCGGCCGUUCUGACGAGAACAAAAUCAUCGGCGAGCCGCCCAACGCAAAUGGAAACAUUGUGCCGUCGUUACAUCAUGACAGUGACAAUGACAAUAAUCAACAUCACCUAGACACACAAACACAAAGACAAACACGAAUAGAACCCAAAAAAACAGAAACAGGAGGUACAGAUAACAAUACUGAUAUUGAAAACGGCAACAUUAACCCCUCGUCUGAACAAGAAUCUGAACAAGAACCGUCCAUAAAACAGCAAUCCGUACCAUUAACAUCGAUAAGACCUGAUUCGAUUCAAAGUACAAUGUCUUCUGAUAUAAAUAACGAUGAUGAUAACAUGACCAAUAAUGAUACCUUGUUGCAUCCUAAAUUACCGUCCAAUUUGAUGCACCUUCCAGGUUCCGCAUCAUCUCCUGCUUCUCCAACUUCCUCUUGUUUACCAUCUUCUUCAUUAUAUCAAUAUCACUAUAGGCAACAACAACUUUUAAGAUCAAUUGAUGAUAGAACAUACGUACCACCGGGGAAAAUUCAUCUUUAUAAUAAUUCUAACUCAAACAUUAACAGAAUAAAUGACUUUAAAACAACCUUCCAAUAUAAUAAUAACAGGAACAUUUCUAGUUUUAAUAAUACGAAUGUGAUUAGAUCUUCUUCAACGUUACCAACAACUAUCCCAAUGGCAAUUCCCAUGACAAUACCAAUGACUAACCAUCCUCCAUUGAAUAAUACCAAUGAUAGCCUUCAUAGUAGUAAUAAUAAUAAAAGAUUGAGUAUAAAUGAUUGUUCUCCUUAUUUCCCUGCAUCUUCAUCUUCAAGAAACUCUGAUCUUUCACUUAAUAACGCGCGGUUUCAUAAUAAUAAUAAUAAUACUAACAACAAUCCUAGUAGCAAUGGACGUAGAUUCUCAUUGCCAAUAAUAUCUAGAAAUAACAAUAAUGUUAUUACUUUCACUAGUGAUGAAAACAAUAGCGGUAAUCGCGAACCGAAUGAAUUCAGUGACAUUUUUACAAGAUCUUCAACUGGUUCAAUUUUACCCUAUAGUCGCAAUAGUAAUAUAAGAUCUCAAUCAAAUAAUGAUAAUAACCCAAGAAAUGAUAUACCUUCAUCGGCACCAUAUAUUACCAAUAAAAAUAAUCAAUUACCUUCAAUAAGGACAAAUGAUGAUGAUGAUACUACGAAUAAUAAUGAUGAAAAUAGUAACAAUGCUUUUGUCCCACCUCCUCCACCAAAAUAUAUUAACUCUAAGCUAGAUGAACUUAGAACAAGAAUGUUACCUGAUCCAAAAGUUGUAUCAAAGAAAGAUAAUCUGGAUUUAGGUACUGCAACAGCAACAGCCGCUGCAGUAUUAUCAAAUAUGAAAUCAUCACCAUUUAGAUUUCAAGAUAGACCAUAUAGUCAUUCAUCAAACAAUAAUGCUUAUAGCAGUAGACCACAUUCUUCAUCCUUUUCAAACAAUGGCAGAGGAUUGACAAACCCAUUGAAUUCAAUUCAACAAUUACAGUCACAAGUAAAAGCUCAUCAAAAUCAACAAUGGCCUCCAUUAUCAAAUGAUAAUAACAAUAUCAACCAUCUUCAAGAUGAUAAUGAAACUGAUAAUGAAAACGCUUUUUCAACCGAAGAUGAAAUUGAAUCCGAUGAUAAUGGUCCAAUCCCUCCAACAUUUAACAACUUGAAUGUCCCUAUUACAUCUCAAGUUACAUGGAAUAAAAAUGGUAAAAGAAUUAAUAGAAGAGUAUCAGCCCCAGAACAACUAAUAAAUAAAAAAUUGAAGAAAAAUAAUAAAUCUAAUAAGAAUGAAAACGUAAUAAUUUUUCCACCAGAAGUUGAAACAGCAACGAUAUCGGGAAAAUUAUCAAUAGGAUCACCAUCUACAACAACAACAACAACAACGAAAAAAGCCAAAAAGAAACAGAAAAAAUCUAAAACUUCAACAAAUGGUAAUGUCUUAUUAGAACUCAUACCUUAUAAACAUAAAUCAAAAGAUACUAAAAAUGAAACAAUUCAAGAUAAAUCUUCAACCAUAAAGCCUAAAAAGAAGGUUAAACUCAAGAAAGAAAGUCCAACUGCAGGGAAAUCAGGUCAAAGGUCAAGAUCAGGUUGUUGGAUUUGUAGGUUAAGAAAAAAGAAAUGUACAGAGGAAAGACCCACUUGUCAAAAUUGUGAAAGAUUACAAUUGACUUGUCACUAUGAAGAAAUUAAACCUGAUUUUGUUUAUGAUCCUGAAUUGAAAAAAUUGAAGAUGGAGGAAAUUAGAAUUAAAACAAGAGAAGCCAAGAGAAUUGCAAUGAGGAAAAACGCUAAUAGUGCAAAAGCAAAGAAAGAUAAAUUGAAAUCAAGCUCAAGUCCUGUACUAAAUUUUAAAAGAUACAAUGAAGAUAAAAUUAAGAAUGAAAAUGAAAAUCAAAACUUACAACAACAAAAACAACAGCAACAACAUAUACUAAAUGCACCGUCUGAAGAUAAUCCUAACAAUAAUAACGUUUUUGAGAAGAACGAUUUCCACCCUCAUUUCCCUAUAUUACGUGAGAUUGUAAAUAGUAAUAAUAACAAGACAAUAAACGCUGAAAACUCACUACAACUUCCCGCUUUUAUAAAGAAAGAGAUUUCAACAUCAUUUAAUACAACGAAAGCAGCUAUAUCGCCUGAUAUUGUGAACGCAACCACUACUACAGACACUGAUAAUAAUACGAAUACUAGUCUCGAGACCAACGUAACAGAUAUCGGAGAGACUAAUUAUAAUGAAGAAAAAAAAACUGGUCAGAAAAAUAAUGAUUAA